Aphanomyces astaci is the source of this 1900-nucleotide messenger RNA. RefSeq lists its product as hypothetical. Bases 158 to 1741 code for a protein of 527 amino acids. NCBI's taxonomy places the organism in Eukaryota, Oomycota, Saprolegniomycetes, Saprolegniales, Verrucalvaceae. The record is from RefSeq and is a predicted model, not a curated record. The transcript has a single exon.
ACUCGUCCGACGUGCUACCGUGGGCGUCGGCCUUUUUGACCCACUUGCCCUCAAACUUGUUGUGCUGCCAGACACAGAUGUCCAUGUCCAGUGAGCCCCGCUUGUACCCGCACCGCCCCAGCUCAGCCUCGACCAAGAUCUGAUUGCAAUUGUCGAAAUGCGACGAUUUGAUUGGCCACACGACAAUUCAGUAAAUUCGACUGUUGUGAUGGACGUUGACCUGCAUGCUGACUUAGCGCGGCUGGGCGAGGUCGCUUCGAAAGUGGCGAUGAUGCGAACGUCGGCCGAGAAGGUUCUCGAGGACAUAUGCUCAUCGACGACUGGCUUCCUUGCGGAAGUGUCGAGCUCCAUCAAGAAUGUGGACGCGGCUUGGCAGGCUGCGCGAAAUCACGUCCCAGACAACGCCCGCGCCGCCAUUGUUAGCGACUUUGUGAAAUUUCUCACGGAAUCAUUGGACGUCCGCAACACCGCAGGGCUGUCGCAGUUGGCCCAAGCGUUUGUCGACCAUGACACUGCGACGGUGGACGCGUUCAUCGCCAACUCGAUCAACGUCGUCGUGUUUGCCAAAGCUGCUGCCGCGGUGGCGGUGAAGCACGAAGACACUACCAUAGUACCCUCCACUCCGGACGACCGAUCGAUCCGACUCCCAGAGAAUGUUGCUCUUGUGACGAAAACACCGGAACCAGCUGUGAAGCGACCCCGCGCGUCGUUGGAGGCCGAGCGUACCGUUGUGGACGAAAUCGAACCGAAACGACGCCGCCUGACGCUCUUGGAACCAAACAACGAUGACAUCCGUCCACUACUCUCCGCUGAGGCCGCCACGUCAUUGAUUCCUUCGUCCUCCAUCCAUAGCAAGACACACGAUGUGGAAUCGUUCGCAUCAGCGUUGGACCGGUCGCUGGGCAAAGCCUUCGCAAACAAAUGGCUGCGGGUGGUGGCGCGAGAGCCGUGGACCGACUGGUCCAAUGCGUUCGUGCCGUUUCUACCGGGCCACAGCCCGGGCCAAGUGGCCUUGAACGGCGAAUUGCAAGCAUUUUUUAUCGUGCAUGGUCGAGCAAUGUGGGAGCGGUACUUCUACCUCGGAACAUCGUUGGAUCCUCGCAACACAAUGCCAUCAAAGCGCUUCCGUCGACUCCGCGCAUCCUUCGGUGAACUAGUGCAGAGCCUGUACGCGCUGGAAGGUGUCGACGUGUUCUUGUUCCUGGAAACGUACCCGCAUCCGUUCUGGCCAUCGAUCGUGCAGCACCCGAUCCCGUUGGACACGUCGUUCCCAAGCCAUAGUCGCGCGCUGCUGUCGUACUUUCAGGACCAAUGCACGAAGCGAUGGCCGUCGUAUCAGGGGUACUGGGCGCCCCCCGUGGAAGCCACCACGUCCCCCUCGCACGAAUACGGGUUUGAAACGUUUGAACCCAUGGCGUGUCUCGACUGGAUGGGCAAAUCCUCGUCGCAGGACAAGUGGAUCAGUCCAAAUUUCGUCGCCAAGCUCGUCGCGGAAAUGGCGGCGAAGCGACCGACGUUUGACGCCGCCCAGAGCCCGUACGUGUCUGUGAUCCAACCAGCGAAGGCGCUGCCAAAGCACUGGCGGUUCCCACGCCCCCCCCAGUCCAAGUACACGUGGGAUUCGACCACCCGACGCGUGAUCGACAUGCCCCCUCCCCCCGUUGCCGACCGUACUCCUGUCAAGCUCCCCCGACGGAUGAGUGUCACACCGUCCAAACUGCAGUCUCUGCAGCGGAAAUAAGAGGACUUUCUGCGCGGUCGCUUAGGGUGCCAAUAAUGUCCGAGUGUACUCCACACAACCUCACUGUACUCGGCGCUAAGUGAAUAAGAACCGCCGAUGAUAGACAUGACCGGAAUGGUGGUCGUUUUUUGCAGGCUACUGGGCCAUUCUCAGGAGGAG